Molecule: messenger RNA, 1257 nt
Organism: Pestalotiopsis fici W106-1
Lineage: Eukaryota; Fungi; Ascomycota; Sordariomycetes; Amphisphaeriales; Sporocadaceae
Exons: 1
Coding region: 1-1257 (418 amino acids)
Source: RefSeq, a predicted model, not a curated record
AUGCAGGAGAAAGAGGAUGCUCUCCGCGAAAAGACUGCUGCUUUUACAGCAAGGGAUGAUUCUCUUCGCGGAAAGACUGAUGCUCAAAAAAGGCAUGAUGAAGUUUUCGAUCGCGUCAUGGAUGCGGAAGGUGAAGCCACUGAGCUAACAUCUAGUCUGGAUGAAUCCGAAAGAAAAGUCCAAGACCUUGCAAGUCAACUUGAGAACUGCAAUAUUGCAAAUCAGACACUCAGAGAUGAGUUGGACGAGUCGACCAGAGUAAAUGAUUUGGCCCAAGCAGAUUUAGAGGCCAUGGACCAAGAAUAUGCUGCUCAAGAUAUGGCGCACGACUCCAUGUUGGAGCAUAUUGGAGAGUUGGAGACAAAAGUGAUCGAUUUGCAGCGACAGACUGAGCAAAGAUGUUUUGGCUAUCAGAGAUACUUUGCAGACAUGGCCAGAGUGCAAGGUCUGCAAAUCGAAUUCUGGACUGUCUUUAUGGGUGCCAUAGAGUCCCAUCCUUUUCAAAUUCCUAUCCGCCAGUUGCCGGAUCCUUACUUUUGGGCAGUAGUAGAGCCUUGGUCAGACUUGAACCAGCAGUCUGGGAACAACCCGGCAAAGUCUAGGGCUGGGCUAAUGGAUCUGCUCACCCAACUCUACUAUCAUAUCACAAACAAGGACCCCGAAGCUGAAAUGUGGCACUUGCUGCGGCUCAUUUCCGAGGAAUGCGUCAAAAAUGACGCUCCAGGUCUGUUUGUUGGGGUUAUUCCACUCAUAUUUGAGGCAGCCAAAAAGCGGUAUUUGGAAGCCCAGGAAGCCCAAGGCAUAAAUCUGCCAAACCAGGUUGACCCGAUCAAGAAGAGUCUUAUUGAGCAAAUGUUCCUCAUUGGAUUACUCCAAAUUGGCCGAUUCAUGCAAAGACGUUGGCCAUCUGUUGCUCCUGAUCGCAUCAACAAGAUCCAGGAGUACUUGGAAAAUCAAGAUCUGUGGGAGCCUUUAUGCAAGCACCUGUUAUCGGAUAAUGUCAGUCAUUUCACUGAUGAAGCCGACAGAGACACCAUAUGGUACAAGGACUUGAACGUAUGCCUUGUGGGAAGUGAGCACUUUAUAUUUGUCAUUGGCACCACAACACGUACGGUCCGGUUGGUAGAUAAGCAACAAGCCAAAUUUGCCAUUAAUACGGCGCGGUUAGAAGCACCAGAAGAGCAUGGAAAUAUGGACUUUCCCAUGUCACCAGCUAAUUUCAUGUGGUGGACAAAAUUUGCUAGUUUCCAGGCGUAG